AUGGCUUCGACGAAUAUAUAUCCACAAAAGAGCUUCCACAUUUUUGGAAAAGGUAUCGCUUUCAGCGUCUCGCCCACCAUCCACAAUGCCGGCUUUGAACACUAUGGCCUUCCCUACAACUAUACAAUUCGGGAGUCCGACAGUAUCGAUGAGGUUGCUUCCUUGAUUUCAGACGAGCGAUUCGGCGGAGCAAGCGUCACAAUGCCACAUAAGCUCCAAGUCCACAAAUUUUGUGACAAACAGACCAAGACAGCCCAACUCAUUGGUGCCAUCAAUACCCUCAUUGUGGAGGGAAGUGGAGAUCAGCGAACAGUGACAGGCGACAACACCGACUGGUCCGGCCUUUACAGCAUCGUUGUUUCGCACUUCAGACAAAAGGAACAGCAACCCAAUGUUGGGCUUGUGAUUGGAGCCGGAGGAGCAUCACGGGCUGCACUAUACUCCAUGCAUCAAGCUGGAAUCAAGAAAAUCUUCCUGGUCAAUCGAACCCUGGCAACGGCGGAGAAAGUGAAGCACGAUUUCAGCCAAGCAUUCGACAUCAAGGUGAUCGCGAGGCUUGAGGAUCUCUCUGAUAGCCCAGAUGUUAUAAUUGGCACUGUUCCAGCAGAUACUACAUCCGAAAGCCAGUUCUCUUCGUUGUUCGGGCCACAGGGUCUCUGUGUUGAUAUGUCAUACAAGCCAAGACAAACUCCGCUCUUGACAGCAGCCCAGAAGCAUCAAGGAUGGGAUACAGUGACGGGUGUGGAAGUACUUCUCGCACAAGCGUUUGAUCAAUUUCGCCUGUGGACGAAAUUAGAGCCGCCAAGAGAAGUUAUGGCUGAAGCGAUUGCUGCUCUUGAUAAGAAGAGGCAAGGGGCAGCUGUAGUUCAAAGUGGCAUGCUCUAG
Penicillium brevicompactum is the source of this 885-nucleotide messenger RNA. Its product is annotated as shikimate dehydrogenase family protein. Gene Ontology annotation, molecular function: shikimate 3-dehydrogenase (NADP+) activity. The transcript has a single exon. Gene Ontology annotation, biological process: shikimate metabolic process; chorismate biosynthetic process. Gene Ontology annotation, cellular component: cytoplasm. The coding region runs from base 1 to 885 and encodes 294 amino acids. NCBI's taxonomy places the organism in Eukaryota, Fungi, Ascomycota, Eurotiomycetes, Eurotiales, Aspergillaceae. The record is from RefSeq and is a predicted model, not a curated record.